AUGGAACAGACUUUGUCGUGUCAAACCCCAGCAGGGGUUCAGGCAAAAGCCCCCACUUCUUCUUUUCUGAUACUCAAUGGAGGGCCAGAGAAUCGCGACAUUGCAAGCCACGCAAAGGUCAAUGGGAUCUCAAUUAAGGUCGCUGCCCCAGAUGAAAUUGCACAUGAUACUUCACCUGUCACUUCCGAAUCCGGGCGCAGCGGACAGUUUAGCCCAGCACCAGCGCCAGAGUCCCCUUCGGCCACUUCCUAUGAGGAUUCCCAGCCCCGUGAUCGCAAACGCCGGACUUACGCCCCGGGUACUCCGGAAAAGAAGUUUCCUCGAUUGUCCAAACCAGUUGAAUUGUUGCGGACUUCGUAUGAUGUUGUGGUUGUUGGCUCAGGCUAUGGUGGCGGUGUUGCUGCGUCCCGCAUGGCUAGGACUGGACUAUCCGUUUGUGUGCUUGAACGUGGCCGUGAACGGUGGCCCGGAGAGUACCCGGAACGCUCUUUAGAUGCAUUCAGUGAGCUGCACUGCUCAGGCGUUUUUGCUCCUGGACCACUGAAGGGCCUGCCCGUGGAGGGAGGAGACCCGACUGGCAUGUACCAUCUGAUCAUGGGAAGAGGGCAGAGUGCUGUUGUUGGGAAUGGUCUUGGAGGAACCAGUCUUAUAAACGCUAAUGUGUUUAUGGAAGCUGACAAGAAGACGCUUCAAAUGAAGGCCUGGCCUCCCGAGAUCCGGGACAAUCCCGAUGUUCUAGACAAAUAUUACAAAAAAGCAGCCGAUGUCCUGGAGCCGGAGGAGUUCCCGGCUGAUUGGCCAGAGCCGCUGAAAGCAAAGGUGUUUAGAAAGCAGGCCGAAAGCGUAAAGGCUGAACUUCAGGAGAAGUUCGGUCUGGAAGCCAAGUUCAAGCGUGUGCGCCAGACAACGCGCUUCCGCAACGGUCGCAAUAGCUGUGGCGUUGAGAUGUCUCCCUCAACUCUUACCGGCCAGGAUACUACUGGCAUCAACGACGGUUCUAAGACAACAACGUUGGUGACCUACAUCGCCGAUGCCUGGAACUGGGGUGCCGAAAUCUUCUGUGAGUGUGAGGUGCGAUACGUUGAAAAGGACCCAGCGGGCGGGUGGCGCGUGUACUUUGCCUGGCACGGCAGAAAUAGGGGUGUCUUCAAGGCCAACCUUCAUGGCGACCUUCUGUGGGUGAAGGCAAAGAAGGCCGUGUUCCUGGGAGCCGGCGCAAUCGCCACGACUGAGAUCUUGCUGCGAAGCAAGGCCUUUGGGCUGGCAAUGAGUGACAUGGUAGGCCAGAACAUGAGUGGGAAUGGCGAUAUCCUGGCUUUCGGCUACAAUCUUGAUGAGCGUGUAAACGCCAUCGGCAAGGAACGUAUCAACCCCUAUCAGCCAGUUGGCACAACCAUCACCAGUGUCAUCGAUUGCAGAGAGGGCCACGAGAAUCCGAUGGACGGCUUUGUGAUCGAAGAAGGCGCUGUCCCUCAUGCGUUAGCGCACUUCUUCCAGGCUAUGCUCGACCUCAUGCCCAACAAAAAAGAGCCCAAAGAGAACCUUCUCAAAAGGACUGAGGCAGCCCUGGCUCGCUACGGAGGUAGGGUCUUUGGUCCGUACUACAAGAAAGGCGCUGCUGGACGGACACAAGUUUAUCUUGUUAUGUCGCACGACAGCAACCAAGCUGUUCUAAGACUUGAAGAUGAUAAGCCCGUCCUCGAGUUCCUCGGUGUUGCCAGGAGUCACCAUGUCAAAAAACUGAAUCAGAUCCUUCAGAAAGCUACCGAAGCUGUGGGUGGCACAUUCAUUCAGAAUCCAUUCUAUGAACUGCUGGGCCAACAGGUCACCGUCCAUCCUAUUGGUGGAGCAUGUAUGUCUAGAGACAACACUGGCAAGACAGGCGUGACCAACCACGUUGGCCAGGUCUUCACCGGCAAGGGUAAGGAGGUGUAUGAUGGGCUUGUAGUCGUUGACGCAGCCGUUAUCCCCACUGCCCUCGGAGCCAAUCCUUUCGCAACCAUUGCUGCCCUGGCUGAGCGGUCAGUUGAGGCUUGGGCUAUCUCUCACGGGCUCACCAUCAGCGAAGAGAAGAACGGCAUCCUUGAUCUUUUUGGCGAGCCUCAGCGUGCUCCAAGGGAGUCUCGUCUUCCGGACGCACACGAUGAGGCGCACGAUAUAGAGGAACAGUGCAAGCUCCAGCUUGCUGAGCAGGUCAUCCGUGACGCCCAUGAGGUCCAGGCGAGCGGGUUCGGCUAUACGGAGGUCAUGUCUGGUUACCUCCACUACGAUCCAAAGCUGACCAUGGACAACCGCGACACGUACGAACUUGCAUUCCGACGUGCCAAGUCGCUCUGCGAAAGUGCCCGUAUCUUCUUGAGCGUACAGGCUUAUAACAUGGAAGAUAUGGUCAAGCACGCACAGCACCGGGGGAUGGUGACAGGCACACUUGUCUGCCCAACAAUCCCUGGAUCACCGUUCAUGGUUCAACGUGGAGAGUUUAAUCUCUUUAUCUCUAGUGACCAUGCGCCUGGCACUCGGAAUCUAACUUACGACUUUGACAUCGUGGGGAUCAAUGAUAAGAAGUAUCAUUUCCACGGCUACAAGGUCGUUGACUCAUCGGUCGCUCUGGACCCGUCCGAGUUCUGGAAGGCCACCACGACGCUCUAUGUCACCGUCAGUGAGCAUGUCCCCGGCAUGUGUGCCGACCUCGACGAUGAAGAUGCCUGGCGUCAAGGAGCACCCAUCGCAAAGGGUAUCAUGCAUAUCGAGGCAAGUGACUUCUUGACGCAGAUCGCAACCCUGAAGCCGACGGGGAGCAACGCCUUCAGCAAGACACAUAGUGCGCUUAAGUUUUUGACCUUCUUCACACGCAAGUCAUUGUCGCAGUUCCUGACGCCUUUCAUGCCGUUGGAGUACCCUCUUCAGACAUCCCCCAAGUUCAUCAACAAUUAUACAGAAGACUCCAAAACCAUCGAAAUCACGUCCUCCGAUGGGGUCAAGACUCGCAUGUAUGUGUGGGAGCCAACACACUACCCCGAUAACGACCGGGACAACAUCCGUAACUUGUUCAUGAUCCCUGGCGCGUCGGUCGACCACCAGAUAUUCGCCUUACCCACAAUCCCUUACAACGCCGUUAGCUACUUCCGUCGCGCCGGCUACCGAGUGUUUGUCACCGUCCACCGUAUCAGCAAGUUGAUGCAUCCUGGCAGUCACUGGACAACUUACGACACCCGCCAUGACCUGAGAGCCUGUCUCGAGUAUAUCCGAGAGAACUAUAACGUGGAGAAGGUCUACACUAUCGCUCAUUGUAUGGGCAGCGUAGCCUUCGCCUGCGGUCUGCUGGACGGCACGAUCCCAGCCGACUGGAUUCUGGGCAUCACUUGCAGCCAGGUCUUCAUGCACCCAACCUGGUCCCCUCCCAAUACGGUCAAGAUCAUGAUCAAGGGCGGCGGACUGCCGUUGCUGGAUCGCAUCUACAACGCCAUUGCGGGUAACUGGUUCCCAUGCAGCACGUCCUCUAACCCUCGCAACGACCCGUACGUGCAGCGUGUGCUGAACCAGCUCCUGCGGCUGUUCCCGCAGCCGCGUCACGAGCUCUGCCACAAUGCGUCCUGCCAUCGGACGACUUUCGUCUUUGGCCGGUGUUGGAACCACGCAAACCUUAAUGAGGCCACGCACCGGCAGAUCGACCGCUUCUUCGGCGGUGUCAACAUGACCAUGCUGCACCUACUGAUGCGCAUGGGUUAUGACGGCGGCCAUGUCAUGUCGGGCGCGCCGCACUUCGAGCGGCUUGACACGGAGGAGAACAUUCGGCGGCUUAAGGGCAUUCCGAUUUUCCUGUUCCACGGCCGCGACAAUGAUGUUCUGUCACCUGAAGCUACGGAACGUACAUACGAGGUGUUGUGCGACAUCUUUCCUGAUGGAGAGUACCGCCGCAAAAUGGUGCCUGGGUACGGGCAUCUGGACUGCUGGAUGGGUAGAAACGCGUGGAGAGAUGUGUACCCGUUUAUCCGUGAGGAGGUUGAUCGUGUGGUAAGGGGAGAAGCAUACCAGUUUGUUGAGCCUGAUGACGAGUUCAAGAAGAUGGUCAGGGGCGGGGAGUUGCUGUAUUAA
Messenger RNA from Thermochaetoides thermophila DSM 1495, 4095 nucleotides. RefSeq lists its product as uncharacterized. Lineage: Eukaryota; Fungi; Ascomycota; Sordariomycetes; Sordariales; Chaetomiaceae. The record is from RefSeq and is a predicted model, not a curated record. Gene Ontology annotation, molecular function: oxidoreductase activity, acting on CH-OH group of donors; flavin adenine dinucleotide binding. Bases 1 to 4095 code for a protein of 1364 amino acids. The transcript has 7 exons.